UCGCAGCUCCUGCAUGAAGACGACUACUGAUGACUUAUUUAUGGCAACAAUGUCAUGGACCACCUUCACUCUUGUCUCUGUGCUGCUCGUGCAGCUCUGCACAGGUGAGAAAUCCUGCUCCAUCUGGUCCAGCUCUGGACCCGGACCUGGUCCUGUGGUGGUGCAGCGAGGCUCCAGUUUUAGGGUGUACUGCACCUUUAACCUUUGCAAGUGCAAGAGAUCCAUGUACAGCGACCAUCCACCCACACUACAGAGCCACAACGUGUUGAAUGCUACAACUAUAUUUUUUAAUGUUGUUAACAUCACCAAGAACAGAACGUUCAGCUGCCACUGUACGUGUCCUCCGGUUCUGGACCCCUGCGGGCUCGACAUCUCGUCUGGAUAUCUUCCAGACCAGCCCAAAAACAUUUCAUGCAUCUACGAAGUCAAAGAUGAAGACGGUGGAGAUGUUUUCUGCAUUUGGAACAGAGGACGAGAUACUUUACUCUGGAACACUUCAGUGCUGCUGGUGAGGACUGUGUCCAGAAACCAAAGCAGUGAACUGGUGCGCUACAAAGCCUCCAGUAAGGGAACCGAUCCUCCGUCAGCCAGCUUCACCAUGUCUCGCUCCGUCCAGCAGAUCUCUGUGAGGGUUCACACCAACAACCCUCUGGGCUCCGCAGAGUCCCACACCCACAACUUCACACUCAGUGACAUCGCGAUGCCGUCGACUCCUGCUCUGGGCCGGGCGGAGUGCUCCUCCAGAGAGUGCACCAUCAGGGUGGAGCAGCCUGUCAGGACUCAACACCUGGAGGUCCAGUACAGAGAGGAAGGAGCUCAGACCUGGACAUCAGCUGCACACUCGGAUGUGCAGCUGAGAGCGGUCCAGGUCCGGUCCAUCUCCUCUCUGCAGCCCUACACCUUGUACCAUUUCAGAGCCCGGUCCAGGUUCAGCUCCGGCCUGUGGAGCCACUGGAGCACCAGCGUUUCCAACUGGACUCAAGAGGAAGCUCCUGCAGAAGAGCUGGACGUGUGGUGUGCUGAACCCUCCUCUGGCUUUAAAUCCCUCAGAGUUUAUUGGAAGGAGCUGAACAUCUCCACUGCGAGAGGGAAAAUCAAAGAGUACAAAGUCAACGUUUCCAGCCGUAACUCAGGACUGGUCUUCAUCACCAACAUUAGUGCCGACGUCAGGAACUUUUCUGUCCCUUUCUGUGGCGACUGUGAAGUGACGGUGCGAGCUUCCAACUCUAAAGGCUCGUCGCCUCCUGCAAGAAUCACCGCCCACCACACCAAAGCGACGCUGACACAGUUGAAGCCUCCUCAGGACGUGCAGGUAACUGCAGACAACCGCAGCGCCGCCAUCUCCUGGAGAAACGAUGACACUGCACCUCUACCUGCAGAGUACGUGGUGGAGUGGUUCCCACAGGGCCACAAGCUGGAGGAGCUCCGAUGGCUCAGACUGGGCAGGAAUAACAACCAGACUGUUGUUUCAGGUAUCAGACCAUUUGAGUGCUACGAGGGAGCCGUGUAUGUUUUCUAUAAUGAGAGCACAGUGAGCAGGACCAGGUUCACAGGUGUCGCCACUUUGGAAUCAGCUCCAGCAGCUGGUCCAUCAGUCCAAGAGAUGCAUGAGGGAAACAGGGUUAAAGUGAGCUGGGAGGAGAUUGAGAGGAGUCAGAGAGGAGGAUGCAUCACCAACUAUAACAUCUAUCUAGAGAGCGACAGCAGACAUCGCCACAACUACUCUGUAGCAGCAUCAGAGAGGAUGCACACCAUCUCAGAUCUGUCUCCAGCUCUCUACAGCCUGUGGAUGACGGCGUCCACUGCCUCAGGAGAAGGUCCUGCAGGGCAAAAGGUCAAGUUCUUCAUCCAGCCGUCAGAGGAGAGCCAGCUGCCCACCCCCCUCAUAGUGUGUGCAGUCGUCGCCCCGUUUGUCAUGUGUCUGGUGUGUUUGUACCACAGUUCAGCAGUAAAACAGAGGUUAUGGGUGUAUUUCCAGUGCCUCAUGCUCGAUGCAGUGCCAGAUCCUGCAAACAGCAAGUGGGCAAAAGAGUAUACCCAGGAGAAGGGCAAGAUGAACCUCCUGCUGCAGCCGAGUACCUCAGGACCAGCAGAGGAGGAGGAGGAGCCCGUCCUGGUGGACGUGGAGGAGCUGCCCAAGCAGAGCAGUGGCCCCUGCUCACCUCCAGGCCCUCAUCCAACCAGCUGGGGCCCCGGGACGGAGCCCCCCACCCUGCUCUACCCUCAGACCACCUACAUCAAGAGCUUCUCCCACGACUCGGACAGCUCCAACCACACACACACCUCCCUGGACACCAACACCACCGUCGACUACAUCACAUCACACGGGACGGGAGAGCUGGACGAGGAGGAGGAGGAGGAGGAAGAGGAGGAGGAAGAGUUUGUAGGAGUGCUGGGUUUCUUCCCCAGUCACAAUGUCUUCAUGGAGCCGCUGCAGUUUGGAGGGAAGUUGACUCUGAAUUCGGUCAAAAUUGACUGCGGUGACUUCUUCCUGAACAGUUGAAAGUGUUGAAAGCAGAACUCUCUCAGAACAAUUCAAGCACCAACACGAUGACUGGACACCUGGGAUUCCUCUUUUUAUCUUUAUUUUCUGCGUUUUUCUGCUUUAGUCAGGUGCAAAUAUGGUUUAACCCUAAAAAAAAAACUAACAAAAGGUUUCUCAGUGGUUUACAGUAUCAGAUGUACUUAAAAACAGACUAAAAGUUUAACAAUUUUUCACUCCAAAAAAAUGCCCCAUUUUCAAACAUAGCGGCCGUCAGGUUUUUAACCCUUUAUCGGGCAAAGAACUAUAUUUGGUAACUUCAGUGGAUAUCAAAAUGUCUCUCUGUUUGGUCGUAGAACCACAUGGAUUUUUCUUCCAGUUAAUUAGCAAAGAUCAGGCUACGUCACAGACGGUGACACCAUGACAUCUGACCAAUAUAAUAAUAUUAACUUUAGAACUUGACUAUGACGGCAUAUUAGGGCCAAGUAUGAAUACAAAUAAAAAUACAAACCCAGGGAGGAGGGGGGAGUAAUAUUUCGAGAAAAAAAUUGCAAAUUUUCUGGCAAAUCAACAUGAAAAAAAGUCGCAGAUUUAUGAGAAAAAAGUGGGGAAAAAACAACUUUUUUCUCGCAGAUUCACCACUUUAAAUCUCAUAAAUCUGCACUUUUUUUCUUGUAGAUUUGCCACUUUAAUCACAAAAAAAUAUUGUUUUCCUACGUUUUUUGUUUUUUUUACGCCGCUCUGAAAACGUUGAAACGCAUGAUCUGAUCAUGCCGGUGCGCUCACAGAGCCCAGAGGAUUAAAGCAAUUGGUUACAAGCAUAUUUAUGAGAAAACAAAGUUCAAUUUCCCUUCAGUAAUUACAUAUUUCUCCUUUCUCAUAUGGCUUUGUCUAGUGUUGGCGGCUUCCUGUCCAUCUUGGACGCCAUCUUGAAAAUGACACCUUUCUAGUGGUCAGAUUUUGGUAAACUUUUAGUAUAUUAUUAAGGACAUCUAAUACUACAAUAAACCAGCUGAGAAACCUUUUGUUAGAAUUUUUUUUUUAGGGUUACGUAUUCUUUUUUCAUGUUCAUGAACUACCUCCUUGCUCAAUGAAAUCUGUAAUCUGUAAAAAAAAAAAAAAAAAAAAAAGGAAAGGAAAGUCUUCUCACUGACAUCUACCAGGGCUGUAAUUUAUGACUGAAAAUAUAAGUGUUUUUAUUUUAUGCAUUACUAUUGUUUUCUCUUCAGAGCGGUACUGGACACACUAAUACCACGACCAAAUACAACACAGUACAGGCUGCAUAACAGAGUGUUUAGAGGUGUUGUGAUUUCUGCCUGAACUGAAGUCUUUGAAAUAAACAUCCAUAUACCAACAGC
Messenger RNA from Centropristis striata (black sea bass), 3840 nucleotides. It is a transcript of the gene il12rb2, whose product is annotated as interleukin 12 receptor, beta 2a. NCBI's taxonomy places the organism in Eukaryota, Metazoa, Chordata, Actinopteri, Perciformes, Serranidae. The transcript has 15 exons. Gene Ontology annotation, molecular function: protein binding. The record is from RefSeq and is a predicted model, not a curated record. The coding region runs from base 14 to 2503 and encodes 829 amino acids.